Darwinula stevensoni is the source of this 1241-nucleotide messenger RNA. The record is from the annotation of a GenBank genome assembly. Lineage: Eukaryota; Metazoa; Arthropoda; Ostracoda; Podocopida; Darwinulidae.
AUGGUUGUGUGUCAAGUUUUGUGGGCCACUUCAUUACAGCCAAUUGGGAACAUGGAUGGGAAUGGAGAAGUCGAGCCUCCUGAUCAGCCGAGGAAAAUUGCUUAUUGGAUGAGUGAGAGAAAAUGUGGGGAGUUCAAUAUGGAGGAGCUUCAAGACAUACUACGUGGUCAUGGUUUAGAGCUGGUGAAGGUUGACUUGGACCAGCCCUUGGAUAAGCAGGGGCCAUUUGCUGUUUUUCUUCACAAGCUGGCCCCAUUCCUCCUGGCUUCUGAGGCCGGAAAUGCUCAGGCUAAAGAGAAGGUGAAAACUAUUGAAGCCUACUUGAAGAGACAUCCAGAAACUGUCAUGUUGGAUCCCUUUCCGAACGUUGAGAGACUUCAUGAUCGUCGCAUCAUGUACAGUGCCGUGGAAAACAAUCAUGUCUUCGUGCCAUCCUUUGUGGAGCUGAAUGCAACUGAUGUGGAGAAGAAUCUGGAGAUUGUCACCCAUGCUGGCAUUACAUUUCCAAUGGUUAUGAAGCCAAUGUCUGCCCCAGAGCACCAGAUGUGGCUUGUCUUUGGACCUCAAGGGCUGAAGGACAUUCAGCUGCCAUGUGUUGCCAUGACUUUUGUCAAUCACAAUGCGCUUCUUUACAAAGUCUUUGUUAUUGGGCACCAUUAUGAGAUUGUGGAAAGACCCUCCAUUCGUAAUCUCCAACCAUCGGACACUGCACCAACAAUUGAAUUCAACAGUCACAGCAUCAGCAAGCCAGACUCUGACCAUCCUUUGACUGUGAAGGAGGAGGAUGAUGAAAAAGCAAUUAAGAAGGAAGAUCUAGACAUUGGUCUCUUUGAUCGAAUAGUCCAUCACCUGAGAGAAGAUCUUGGACUCAUGCUGUUUGGUGUAGAUGUUGUCAUUGAGAAGGGAACAGGGAAACAUGCAAUCAUUGACAUCAAUGUGUUUCCGGGCUAUAGUGGUGUGGCCGAUGUCAUGUAUCACCUGAGCGAAUGCAUCCUGACUUGCGACGCGGAAGCAGGAAGUGAACUCUCUGACGUGGUCGACUCUGGGAUCGAGAUGGGAUACUCGAGCGAUGAGAAGCAGAAGCUUCCGUUGACUACGUCUUGAAAUGAUGGGAGAUGGUUAGCCCCAAAGGAGACACCUCGAGAUGCAGAAUACUCCUUUUAUAGUUUUAUACAAAAGUUGCUGAAUGAUGUAUUUGUGCUACAAAUAAAGGUUUUUGAGAUUUGGAGUCCUAAUCCUAA